Neurospora tetrasperma FGSC 2508 is the source of this 1951-nucleotide messenger RNA. Its product is annotated as inosine-5'-monophosphate dehydrogenase IMD2. The coding region runs from base 82 to 1692 and encodes 536 amino acids. Gene Ontology annotation, molecular function: IMP dehydrogenase activity. The record is from RefSeq and is a predicted model, not a curated record. The transcript has 2 exons. Gene Ontology annotation, cellular component: cytoplasm. Gene Ontology annotation, biological process: GTP biosynthetic process. NCBI's taxonomy places the organism in Eukaryota, Fungi, Ascomycota, Sordariomycetes, Sordariales, Sordariaceae.
AAAGAAUCAACCCUUUGUCUUUAAUAUACAUCACUUGCCCUUGCAUCAUUUUGCCCUUCUCAUCUUCAUUGAUUGCAGAAAAUGGCAGUAAACGGCAACAACACCUUCCUUGACCACACCUCCGCCAUGGAGGUCCUCAAGGAGUAUGAGCGUCGCGAUGGCCUCGACAUCCGUGACCUCAUGGACUCCAAGCUUCAGGGCGGCCUUACCUACAAUGAUUUCCUGCUCCUUCCGGGUUACAUUGGCUUCCCUGCCUCGGCCGUCACCCUCGAUUCGCCCAUCACCAAGCGUAUCACCCUCAAGACCCCCUUGGUCUCCUCUCCCAUGGAUACCGUCACCGAGCACGAGAUGGCCAUCCACAUGGCUCUCCAGGGCGGUGUCGGUGUCAUCCACCACAACUGCUCCCCCGACGAGCAGGCCGACAUGGUCCGCAAGGUCAAGCGCUACGAGAACGGCUUCAUUCUCGACCCCGUCGUCAUCACCCGCGACACCACUAUCGGCGAGGCCAAGGCCUUGAAGGAGAAGUGGGGUUUCGGUGGUUUCCCGGUCACUGAAUCUGGCCAUCUAGGCUCCAAGCUCGUUGGCAUCGUCACCAACCGCGACAUUCAGUUCGAGACUGAUCUUGACAAGCCCGUUUCGGAAGUCAUGGUUACGGACCUGAUCACCGCUACCGCUGGUGUCAAUCUUCUCGAAGCCAACAAGAUCCUUGCCGAGUCCAAGAAGGGCAAGCUUCCCAUUAUUGACAAGGAGGGCAAUCUUGUCUCUAUGAUCUCCCGCUCCGAUCUUACCAAGAACCUUCACUUCCCCCUUGCCUCCAAGACCAAGGACUCCAAGCAGCUCAUCUGCGCCGCUGCUAUUGGUACCCGUCCCGAGGACAAGGACCGUCUUGCCAAGCUUGUCGACGCUGGCCUCGACAUUGUCAUCCUUGACAGUUCUCAGGGUAACUCCAUGUACCAAAUUGAGAUGAUCAAGUGGAUCAAGAAGGAGUUCCCCGAUCUCGAUGUCAUCGGCGGUAACGUUGUUACCCGCGAGCAGGCUGCUGCUUUGAUCGCUGCUGGUGUCGACGGUCUGCGUAUCGGUAUGGGCAGUGGCUCCGCCUGCAUUACCCAGGAGGUCAUGGCUGUUGGCCGUCCUCAGGCUACUGCUGUCUACAACGUAUCCUCUUUCGCUGCUCGCUUCGGCGUUCCCUGCAUUGCCGAUGGUGGUAUCCAGAACGUUGGCCACAUCGUCAAGGGUCUCGCUCUCGGUGCCUCCACCGUCAUGAUGGGUGGUCUCCUUGCCGGUACCACCGAAUCUCCCGGUACUUCCUUCGUCUCCCGUGAGGGUAAGCUUGUCAAGGCUUACCGUGGCAUGGGUUCCAUCGACGCCAUGCAGGACAAGAAGGCCGGCGGUGGUGGCAAGGACGCGCAGAAGAGCAACGCUGGUACCGCUCGUUACUUCUCUGAGGGUGACAGCAUCCUCGUUGCCCAGGGUGUCUCUGGCGCUGUCGCUCACAGAGGAUCUAUCAACAAGUUCGUCCCCUAUCUUGCUGCUGGGUUGAAACACUCUCUGCAGGAUUGCGGCAUGACCAGCCUCCAGGAGCUCCACGAGUGUGUCGAGAACGGCACUGUUCGUUUCGAGAUCCGCACUGCUAGCGCCCAGCUGGAAGGCGGCGUUAACAUGGAGUCUUAUGAGAAGAAGCUUUACGCUUAAACGCUUCAGCUUUCUAUCCUGAAUGGUCAGUGGAUUUGGAUGAUUGGGUUUCAAAAAGGGUUAUGCGGGUUGCAAUGGAGUUCGGUGGCGAUAUCAUGGGAUUGUUGAAAUGGGAACUAUUUGAGGGAUCACACGGAAUCAAGAUGUUGUGCGAUAUAGAACGCAGAUAGAUUCAGCCUGUAAAAGAGAAGGCUUGAGCACGUCGAUAGGCGACGUUGCCUGGAAUUUAAAAGGGAACUUGUUCUUGAUGGAUCACACC